This is a messenger RNA of Kalmanozyma brasiliensis GHG001, 2088 nucleotides long. RefSeq names its product CASP, C-terminal. NCBI's taxonomy places the organism in Eukaryota, Fungi, Basidiomycota, Ustilaginomycetes, Ustilaginales. The coding region runs from base 1 to 2088 and encodes 695 amino acids. Gene Ontology annotation, cellular component: Golgi membrane. Gene Ontology annotation, biological process: intra-Golgi vesicle-mediated transport. The record is from RefSeq and is a predicted model, not a curated record. The transcript has a single exon.
AUGGCCGCAGCACCGCCACCAUCCGCGGCGCCAUACACCAUCUCCAGCGAUGGCGCCGGCGCCGGCCCCUCUCGACCCCCCAUCGACUUCUCCGCGGCUCUCACCACCUGGCGCACCCUCAACCUCCCUUCCCUCCAAGCGACACUCAACACCGUCGCGCCCACUCUUCUCUCAUCCCAAAAGUCCGCCGUAGCAUCGCGCAAGCUGCUCGCUGACCAGACUCGCGAGUUCAAGAAGCAGCCCGAUGCCGGAAAGCUCGAAUCCUUCAAGCCGCUACUCAAGUCGUACCAGGCGGAGAUCGACGUGCUCACCAAGCGAAGCAAGGUCGCUGAGAACGCAUUCCUUCAGCUCCAGGGCGCGAUCGGCGAGGCACCGGAUCCGUACCCACUGCUCGAGAUUGUACUCGAGCAGGCGGCGAGUCUGAACGACCUCGAGACGUUGCGGAAGGAGAAUGCGCGGUUGAAGGAGGACCUGACGAAAACCUCAAGUGAGGCGGAAGCGAGCAAGGCAAGGGAGAGCGAGAACGCCACGCUGCAGCAAAAACUCGUGUCUCUAGAGCAAGAUUUCGACUCGAGGUUGCAACAGCGUAGCUCAGCGUUGGAGUCGGAGCUAUCCGCCAAAUGGGACGAGAGGAUACGCAAUCUCAAAUCGCGCGAGGCCGAUCUGACAAAGUCGCUCCAUGUGGCGCAGGAGCAGUUGCAGCUGCUCAAGUCCAGAGACGAGAGCGCCACGGCGAGGCUGCUCGAGAAGGGGCCGGGUGAGGAUGCGAGCAGCGGCAAUGGCAACUUUGCCGAAGUCGAGAUGCUUUCUCGGGAUCUAGAGCGCGCACAGGCGAGGGUGGAGAACGUCGAACGCCGCAACGAGCAGCUGCGCGUCGAGAUCGAAGGCGUCAAGAGCGGCCGCCAGGAGUCCGAGAGCCUGCGCAAGCUCGAGAUCGAGGCGAGCGAGAAGGACCGCAAGCUCGCGCAGAUGCAGUCCAUGCUCGAGCACCAGAAGAAGCAGAGCGAGGAGUUGGCGAAGCAGAUCACGACAGCGAGGGAGGACAAGUCCAAGGCACACGCCGAGAAGCAGGCCGAGCUCGAUGCGCUUCGGCUCAAGCUGCAGCAGCGCGGGGACUACGACGAGAUCAAGCGCGAGCUGGACAUUGUCAAGGCGGUGCAUUUCAACGUGGAGGAUGAGGAGGAGGGGGAUGCGAUCAAUGGGGAUGGCGAUCAGAGCUUUGUCCGGCGAGCAGCGGAUAGUCUGGAAGGCCGGCUACUGGAGAAGAACAAGCGGCUCGAGGACCGACUCGCUACCAUGCGUGUCGCCAACGCCGAGCUGUCCACCUCGCUCACGCAGCUCAACGCCGACCUAGCACAACUCCGGCAAGACCACUCGCACCUCAAAUCGCUCAACGAGAAGCUCGAAGUGGACCUUGCCUCUGUCGGACGCGAUCGUCGACCAACCAAAGGCGUCGCAGCUAUGAGCGCCGAGGAAGCCCUCCGAGAGAUGGAGUCUCUCGAGGCGCAAGCUUCGCAACCACGCACCAUCACACCGUCCGCCGCACCUCGCGCCUCCCCCUCGACCCCCUCGGCGGACAGCAACGAAGGCAUCCUCCCCAUCGUCACCUCGCAACGCGACCGCUUCCGCGCACGCAACGCCGAACUCGAGGAAGAACUUCGUCGUCAAUCCUCGACGAUCUCCGAGUUGCGCGGGGAGAUCAAGACGCUGCAAACGGACAACCUGGGGUUGUACGAGAAGGUGCGGUACUUGCAGUCGUACGGUCCUACCACUUCUCGGGAGGCAGUGAUUCCCAUGGGCGUGGCGGCGCGAUCCGUCGGGGAGGGUGAUAAGUACCGUGCGCGGUACGAGGAGGCUAUGAACCCGUUCGCUGCGUUCAGAGGCCAGGAACGCAGUCGUGCACUGUCGCAGCUGAACCCGUUGGAGAAGGCAUUGCACGUGCUGACACGCGUCGUCAUGAGUCAUCGACGCAUGCGGGUGUUCUUCAUGGCUUAUGCGAUCGCGCUGCAUCUGCUCGUGUUCGGCAUGCUGUUGGAGGUGAGCUCGACGAGCUCGGCCGACACUUGUGCGUUGCCGAAGUCGAAAUGA